This is a messenger RNA of Dicrocoelium dendriticum, 3239 nucleotides long. The record is from the annotation of a GenBank genome assembly. NCBI's taxonomy places the organism in Eukaryota, Metazoa, Platyhelminthes, Trematoda, Plagiorchiida, Dicrocoeliidae.
UGCAGCCUCAAAGUUCUUUUGCGACCUGCCCCACGCAUUGUAUGCGGGACUUCGGAAUCUUCGGUCUGAUACAUAUCGCAAUUGUUGUUUUUCUCGUCUUACCGUGAAUUACCAUUGGAGUUACAUUUCUCAGAUUGUGCGGGAGUCUUAUCACAUUGAAUUUUGAUUCGGCACUGCUACCAACAGAAAACAAUGAGGUUGGAUUUCAGGUUUACUAAUCAAUUCGGGAUAUCCUACUCCUCUGGAGACAUUACUUUCACUCCCAAUGGUUAUGGUAUUCUCAGUCCAGUGGGCAACCAAAUCAGUAUAUUCGAUCUAAAAAGAGACGAGUGCACUACUUUAGCCGUCAAUUCUUUCCACUCCAUCAGACACAUUGCUAUUUCCCCCAAGAUAGCCCUUUUGAUUGCUGUGAAUGAUGCUGGUGAAGUGUCCAUUGUCUCUUUGAUUACCGGCUCGGUUAUAUCGGUUCAUUCGUUAAGGCAUCCGGUUACCGCGGUUUCCUUCAGUCCUGACGGGAGAUUUAUCGCUCUAGCAAAAGGUCACUGCGUUAUGGUCUUUUUCGCCCCCAGUAUACAGAGGCAAAUUAACCACCUUGAGUUGUAUGGAGUUUACUACGGUUUCGUUGAUGAAGUGACUUCUCUAGAUUGGUCAGACGAUUCAAGCGUCUUUCUUGCAGGUAGCACGGAUAGCAGUUGUAGAGUGUUUUCCUUACACAGGCUAAAGAAGUUAAUAGUAUACACCCUCUCUGGGCACCGUAAUCCUGUUGUCGGUGGUUAUUUCCAAAACUCAUUGGACAUCUUCACUGUCAGUUGUGACGGUGACGUUUGCAUUUGGGAGGCCUCGUAUUCUUUGCAUCAGCUCAAGGAAUCUGUCACCGAUUCAAACGAAAAGGUUCUCUACCGGAUGCAGAAAAGACACCGUUACCUUUCAACUAAUGACACAGCUGUUCAUUCUUUGGUCACCACAACUGCUUUUAACAAGCGUUCAAAGAUGCUGGUGACCGGAUUUGAGAACGGCUCGAUCAUGCUGCACACCAUUCCAGAUUUCGCCAUGAUUACGGAAGUGCGACUUUUCACUAAGCCCGUCAGUGCUCUUUCCGUCAACAUCAACGUCGAUUGGAUCGGUGUGGCAUGUGCGGAAGAGGGACAGCUUGCUGUUUGGGAAUGGCGCUCAGAAACCUGUUCCCUGAAAGCUGAGUCACACACAGGUCAAAUGACAAGUCUAGCCUACUCUCCUGACGGCCUACAUCUGGCAACUGGGGGACACGAUGCGAAGGUGAAAGUGUGGCGUAUUGCUGGUGCACGUGCUGUAGUCACCUUCACAGAACAUACUGCAGCUGUUACCGAGGUAGUCUUUCCAUCACUGAAACCUAAGGUCGUCGUUUCUGCAAGCUUGGAUGGAACUGUGCGCGCUCACGAUCUUGUCAGAUAUCGGAAUUUCCGUACUCUUACGGUGCCGUCACGUUUGGUUCAAUUUGCUUCUGUUGCUGUCGACGGGCCUGGAAGUUUGGCUGCUGCUGGCGGGCUGGAUACUUUUGAAGCAUUCGUCUGGUCAAUCAAAACUGGUGUUUUGUUGGCCACUCUUGCGGGUCAUACGGCUCCGAUCAGUUCUCUAGCAUUUAGCCCCGAUGUCUCUGGAUUCGGUAUCGAGUUGGCUUCCGUUGGGUGGGAUGGAUACCUUCGUUUGUGGGAUUUGAGCGGAAACUCUUCUGACAAACAUAACCCUUCCUCAAUGGGUUUAUUAAAGGAAGCAGUUAGUUUUUCUCACGAUAUCUUAUGCGUCACAUACCGAGGUGAUGGCAAAGAGAUUGCACUUAGCCUUCUUACUGGCGAUGUGAUAUUCUACGAUCCGAUAGAUGGCGUCGAGAAGGGCUCUAUCAAUGGAAAGCAUGAUUUAGGUGUCAGCCAAACGACCGAAGUUGAUUUGGUUACUCCGAAACGCUCCGCUCAGGGCAGGAAAUUCCAGUCGAUUGCUUAUUCCGCCGAUGGAGAACACUUAUUGGCGGCCGGAGAUUCCAAAUACAUUUGCCUAUACUCCGUACCUGACCGAGUCCUACUCAAGCGUUUUGAAGUGACCUGUAACUUAUCCCUGGAUGGUGUGCAGGAAGUGCACGAUCGACGGCGUUUCUUGGCCUCUUGCUCCUCCGUUUCAGUACAAGCCAAAGCUUUGCAGCAGACUAGCCUUCCAAUUCCACUGAACAGGAACGGCCCAGAUCUCGGUAUUAGGCAGCUAAGACCCGAGAUCAGAGUUUCAUGCAUUCGCUUUUCUCCUUUGGGUGAUUCCUUUGCUGCUACAACCACUGAAGGUGUGAUGCUCUAUUCCGUUGCUUCUGCUGGGUCUGCAUCCGAACUAGGGAGCUAUUUUGGCUACGAACAAGGUGAUCAGGCCUCGUGGUUGUUUGAUGCCGUUGACUUGGAUGAGGAGGCCACACCGGCAAACGCACGUGCUGCUCUCUCCCAAGGUCAUUAUGCGAAAGCGCUUGAUAUCGCCAUUCGUUUGCGAAUACACGAACUUGCAGAAGAAGUGAUCGAAUCCAUACCGAUGGAUCAGAUCGAUUUUCUUGCCCGCGGAUUACCAGUGCAUCAAGUGGCGCACUUCGUCAUUCCUUUCCUUGCUCGACAGCUUAGUGGUAGAUCCAGGCAUCUUGGCUUCUACAUUCAUUGGACCGACUCUGUUCUGCGUACUCACGCAAUGGCUUUGCGUCAUGGGGCCGCCAGGAUGGCUCUUGCAGAGCGUAACUCGUCCGCACAACUACAGAAGACACUGGACGGCGAGAGUGAAGGCUCGAAGACCCCUGGAAUCCUAACCGAGCGUGGUGAAUGGGCAGCUUGUCAGGCCAAUUUGGUGCGUUUGCAAACGAGUUUGGAACAGGUCAAGGCAAAUGUUGUUCAAAGAUUUGAGGCAGUGGAACACUUGUGGCAUUACCUCGAAAGCAUCGCUCCUCUGGUCUCCUCUGAUUACACAGCUGCGGAUAAGUCUGUUUCUCGUGGCGAAAACGGCGACGUUUCUAUGGUGCAGUCAGUUGAUAUUGACGAUCCUUACUGAAGACGGGGGUUGAAAGUGUGCACCUCGGAGGGUUCACCUGCUCUUCUCUGCACCACAUGUAACAUAACAUAUCUCUAUUGUAUAAACUUUUCUCUGGAGCCUAAUACUUGUUUACCUGUCAGUUUUUCUAUGGUUGGGGUUUUGCUUAAUUUGGUUGUCAUUAUGCCACUUUCCGCAUGGUAUCUAGUUCGGUC